This is a messenger RNA of Hibiscus syriacus, 902 nucleotides long. RefSeq lists its product as uncharacterized. The transcript has 2 exons. Bases 44 to 778 code for a protein of 244 amino acids. NCBI's taxonomy places the organism in Eukaryota, Viridiplantae, Streptophyta, Magnoliopsida, Malvales, Malvaceae. The record is from RefSeq and is a predicted model, not a curated record.
AUUAACGAGAAAAGGCUGCAGAAUUUGGGUAUUCUACUAUGAAAUGAAAAUGGGAGUUUUGUCAAACAAGAUUUCCAGAGAGGAAUUGAAGCCUGGAGAUCACAUUUACUCAUGGAGAUACGCCUACAUUUAUGCGCAUCAUGGGAUUUAUAUCGGCGAGGGGAAGGUGAUUCAUUUCACUCAAUCCCAAGGUGGUCGAGAAAUCAGUACCGGAACCGUCUUGGAUCGUAUAAUUUUUAGUUCAUCGACUCGCAAUUGCCCUAAUUGUGGCGGCGAUCAAUCGAUUCGCUGCGGCGUUAUUUCUUCCUGUUUAGAUUGCUUCUUAGCCGACGGCGAUUUAUACCUAUUCCAGUACGCCGUUUCACCGGCUUUCUUUGUGGCUAAACCCAGGGGAGGAACCUGCACCAUUGCUGUUUCCGAUCCAUCAUCCGAAGUUCUUCACCGUGCUUUCUUCCUCCUCCACAACGGUUUCGGCGUUUACCAUCUCUUCAAAAACAACUGUGAAGACUUCGCCAUCUAUUGUAAAACGGGGCUACUGGUGAUCACGAGGAUCAGCGUUGGUAGGAGUGGGCAAGCUACAUCGUUUUUAGCAGCUACUAGCGCCAUAGUUUCUUCACCGUUAAGGUACUUGACCACUAGCUUUACUGGCCUGGCUGCUGUUGGUUACGGGAUGUAUUGUUUUAGCCGGUUGGUUUCAGACAUCGGGGUCCGUCGCGAUGUCGAAAAGGUUCCUGUUGAAAUGCUUGUUUCGGCUUCUGCUGGCUUCCAGGAAACUUGAUGAUCACUCAACAGAAUUCGAUCUCAUUUUUCCUUUUUCGAUAUCUGAACUCAUAGUUGCAGAGUAUUUGAUUCAAGUAUGUGUGUUUUAUUUGUAUGCUCAAACGAAAUAUUUAUUUAUGUUA